CAGUUUAGAGCCCCCUGUAUUGGAGCUGUCACCUGGAGCAAAGGCUCAACUGGAAGAUCUAAUGAUGGUAGGAGAUCUACUAGAGGUGUCACUGGAUGAAACUCAGCACAUCUGGCGCAUUUUACAGGCUACUCACCCACCUUCUGAGGACAGGUUCCUUCAUAUCAUGGAGGAUGACAGCAUGGAUGAAAAGCCACUGAAAAUGAGAGGGAGAGACUCUUCUGAGAGGAAACGGAAACGAAAGCUGGAGAGAGCAGAGCAGUUCUUUGGCGAUAUGAAGCAAAAAUCUAAAGAGCUGAAGAAACUGGAAAAACCCAAGAAGAAGAAGCUAAAACUGACCAUGGAUAAGACAAAGGAACUGAACAAGCUGGCAAAGAAAUUGGCUAAAGAGGAGGAGCGGAAAAAGAAGCGCGAAAAGGCAGUUGUGGCAAAGGUGGAACUCGUGAAGGAGAGCACCGAGAAAAAAAGAGAGAAGAAGGUGCUAGAUAUUCCUUCCAAGUAUGACUGGUCAGGAGCAGAGGAGUCUGAUGAUGAAAACGCUGUGUGUGCUGCGCAGAACUGCCAAAGGCCCUGCAAGGACAAGGUAGACUGGGUACAGUGUGAUGGUGGCUGCGAUGAGUGGUUUCAUCAGGUUUGUGUUGGUGUCUCUCCAGAAAUGGCUGAGAACGAGGAUUACAUCUGUAUAAACUGUGCAAAGAAACCUAUGCAGGGGUCAAGUAGCCCUGCCCAUGCACCACCUCCCCCUUUCUUACUGAGCUACAAACUACCAAUGGAAGACCUUAAGGAGACAAGUUAGCAGCUACUUGAUGUCUGGAACUCAUUGGGAAACGGACCACUGAAAACCCCACAGAAAAGGAGGGUUUGAAGCUAAUGUAGCCACUCAGCUUCACUUCCAAGGAUGUACAGACCUGCAGCAGAGUUGGUCCCUUCCGUACAGCUGGCUUCUGUGGUACAAUGGGAAAGUCAAGGCACAGUGGUACCGACUCACCUAUGCAGACACCGCCUCAUCAGGAGCCACAGCCAAUGUUGUGACUUAUUUCCAUCUGUGAGUGUGGCUGUUGCUCUCAGAGACUGAGCAAACCCGAGGCUUAGAUUAGACACUUGAGGGUGUUCACGUACAUGUUGGCAGUGGAGUUGGCAUGCAAUUGGUGGGUGUAGAUUGGAGCGUUUAGCCCUACGUGGUUACCUGCAGGAGGUGACUUUGAAGGCUGUCUUUUGCCUCCUCCAUGCCAACGCAGCAAGCAGGGCAAUGUCUUGGGAGAAUUAAGUUGCCUCCAUAGCAAGGCAGCUAACACUACAUGAUAAGGAUGGGAGCAAGUGGAUGAAUUUCUUUUAAUUUCUCUUUUAUAGUUAAAGGGCAGAGGAGCUCAUGAUCUCAGAAAUCAGCAAAGGUGCAAAGGUUCUGGUUACAAAAAAAAAAAAAAAAAAAAGCACCCCACCCUACUCCACUAGGCAAAAAUUCUUUCUUAGUGGGGGACAAUUGAUCUUCCUGUCCAGAGGAAGGCAAGAAAAUAUUGAUGAAGAUGUCGAGAGCUUGGGAAAAGCAGAGUGCUUCCCUUUCUCCAAGGGAUGCCCUCUCCUCUUCUGGGCUUUGCUUAGAGUUCUGCACUCCUGCACGUUAAAGUUGUCUCACGCAGGAUGAAGCUGGCAAGGAGGUAGAGCACCCAGGGCACCAGCUUCUCUGAUCUGUACGCAGGGAUGGGAAGGAAAGAAGACAGCCCACUUACCUCAGAGGUUACACUGACAUGUGCUUCUGUGAAAAGUUUCACUCAACUAUUUCCAGUCUCACCAGGCUACAGGCAUGGCCUCAAGCGAUACCAGCAAGCAAUCUGCAGAUACUGUUGGCAGCGCAGAUGCCCUCCCUGCUGGCUUUGCUGGAUGUGUACCAGUGUACAAGCAGCAACAGGUCUGGCUUGAAAAUGCCCCUGGCUUUGCCAGAGGACCAGAGGGCUUGGGGUCAUCCUGGGUGACAGUUGUUUUAGUAAAUCCAUUUUUAAAGGAGGACUUGUUUUUACUUUUUUCUAAAUGUCUCAGACUACUGACUUGUUCUAUAAAUAGAUUAUUUUUCUUUGAUUUUUUUAUACUUACCACUGUUAACCAGCAGCACAGACAGAGGUUCACAAAGCAAAAACCUGCCCGUGGGCUUGGGUUUUUUUACUCCAUUCCUUCCUUGUAGUACAAGGAAUUAGCAGUUACCUUCCCCAUUCUAGCCUGACCAGCUGCCUGUGUUUAAAUAGGUAAAUACAUUUCAUGUGCGACCUUCGUGUUUGGGUUUGUUCCUGUUAGUGGGGCAUCUGGGCCUUAACGACUCCAGUCCACGCUGGCUUUCUGUAUGUGGAGCCGGCCCCUGGGCUGCCUCGUCCCCCUCUCCACUCGCUCCCCGUUGUGUUUCCAUCCUUCUGCAGUUCUAGGAGUGUUGUAAGUAGUGUCCAGGCUUGCUAGGAGCUGGACUGGGAUUUAAAAAAAUAUUGACAAAAACAAAAGUGUUCUGUCUUGACUGUUCUGUGUCCCUUCUCUCGUUCUCUAGUUUUGGGGUUUUUUUAUUUAUCUGGCAGAAUUAUCCAUCAAAAAAAAAAAAAAAAGCUCAGGUAGAUGAAGUUUUAUCAGGAUGUUUUAUUUGUGCCUGCUACCUGGGAAGAGGAAGACGUGGAAAAGAGCUAAGACGGAGGGCAGAAGAUACAGGGUCUUAGAAAUCUUUUAGUAUAAAUUGGGCACAGACCCUUGA
This is a messenger RNA of Tinamus guttatus (white-throated tinamou), 2725 nucleotides long. The record is from RefSeq and is a predicted model, not a curated record. Lineage: Eukaryota; Metazoa; Chordata; Aves; Tinamiformes; Tinamidae.